Messenger RNA from Fusarium oxysporum Fo47, 1905 nucleotides. RefSeq names its product Zn(II)2Cys6 transcription factor. Gene Ontology annotation, biological process: DNA-templated transcription; regulation of DNA-templated transcription. NCBI's taxonomy places the organism in Eukaryota, Fungi, Ascomycota, Sordariomycetes, Hypocreales, Nectriaceae. Gene Ontology annotation, molecular function: zinc ion binding; DNA binding; DNA-binding transcription factor activity, RNA polymerase II-specific. The record is from RefSeq and is a predicted model, not a curated record. Bases 1 to 1905 code for a protein of 634 amino acids. The transcript is spliced from 6 exons.
AUGGCUGGAAAAUGGGCCUGUGAUGGGUGCCACAAAAGAAAGAUCCAAUGUGAUCGCACAUCGCCGAGGACUCCCUGUGACUGGUGCGAGCACCAUAACCUUCUGUGCACCUUCUCCAGGGCUAGGAGAGGAAAGACACGGAUGCUUGCCAGCCGUAAUGUCCAUUCUCGAACUGUUUCGAUGAUUACUGGCACCCUGCCCAGCAACGGCCCCCAACCCCUUGUCCCCAACGAGCAGCUGAACAGUCUCGACGCCACCAUCUUUCCCAUCAUCCAAAACGACGCCACGUGGCAGGGCAACGUGCCUCAUCGAGACAUCCUCACAACAAGCCAUGAACAACCAUCCAUCACACCAGUACCUCAAGCUCACCAAGCCUCUCGGCAACUCUACUACGGCGGUUGCCACCUUGGACAAAUAAGUCUUGACAAAGGUAUACCGCAGUUCUCCGAGGAAGGUCGCAGGUGGAUCCUUUCAAAGGCUGGAGACAACUUCAAGUCAGAAACAUUCCAACGGCCAUCAACACUCCAUAGCCCCGUCACACACUCCCAGGGUUAUUCAGGGGCUUCCCUACUUCCGUCUCGACACACAACCCACCAAGUCAUUGCCGCAUAUUUGAGUUCUACAUUCAAGUUUGCCUUUCCCUUCGUCGACGGCACCUUGUUCAACGAGACCAUUGUCCUGGCCUAUGAGGGCCUGAACGUUACAGCAUCACUCGAACAUCUAAGUGCUAGGUGCUGUUUCCUGGCCUUUCUCUCCAUCAUUGAUUAUUUUAGAGGACCGAAUGAUUUUCCGGAUAUCGAUCCUGAAGCAUGCUCCAUGGAAGCGCACCAUCUGCUUGCAGAAGUAUUGCUAGAUACCAACCUCAUGGGCAUACAAACUAUACUGAUGCUGCAACUGCACGACGUACACCUGGGCCGGAUGCCGACUGCUGCUAUCCUCAACGGGGUUGCCUGUAGAAUGGUAAUAACGAUGGGGGGUCACAUUGAUGUCCCCAGCCUACCCGAUCAUGGCGAAGCUUCCCGAGAAGAGCGUGAGAGAUGCCAUCUACGAGCUCUUUUUUGGAUUUGUUACCUCUUCGACAAAGAGAUCGCUCUAAGAAGUGGCCAGCCACCAUUCCUGACCGACUCUUCUUGCGAUCUCACACCACCAGACAGAGGCAUGACUCAUUUCUUUACCGAUGGUACAGGCGAGGGUCUCAUCCCAUAUCUCUUUGGAGAUAUAGGCUUGAGUCUACUCAAGGGCAAGGCAAACCACCAGCUUUACUCGGUCUACGCGAGCCGGAAGACAGACGCCGAACUCCUGCGCGAUAUCCGCGAGCUUGAUGAACAACUCGAGGAAUGGCGUUCUUCAAUGCCGUCGCAUAUUCGUCCCUCACUGUCCAUGUCUCGAUCGUCACUUCCGUCACUCCAAGACACCGAUAUGGCGCAUAGAAUGCAUACUACCCUUGUGCAUCUCGACUAUUUCUACCUGCUCAUCACUAUUCAUCAUGCUAGUGGAAGAUGCACUACGAUGAGCCCCAUGCAGGCGCAUAGGGAAGGAUCUAGUGCUGCUGCUCUCGACUCCAGUCUUGCCCUCUGCCUGGAAGCAAGCCGUUCUACUAUUGUUUACCUCAAAGCAACAAUUUCCUGCUUAGCGACCGAAACGUUCUGGACCGUCCAAUUCUACCCCAUGGUCGCGAUCAUCACACUCUUUCUCAACAUACUCAUAAAUCCCCUCGAUGGCCAAGCUCAGAAAGACUUGGAACUUCUUGCUUCAGCUGCAGACAUCUUUCGCCUGAUGCCCGCGCGCCAUUACACGCCUCAACGACAUGACCAAGUCCAGAUACUCGAGAGUUUUGUGACUGAACUCGCUCGGUUGGGGCGUUGCGCUGUGUAUAAGAAGGAGGCGGAGCUUGGUGGCCGAUGA